This is a messenger RNA of Chironomus riparius, 1060 nucleotides long. The record is from the annotation of a GenBank genome assembly. Lineage: Eukaryota; Metazoa; Arthropoda; Insecta; Diptera; Chironomidae.
UUCAACAGUAACAGUUUGAAAACUGAAUUGAAAGCUUAUCAAAAAAAAUAUAUAUUAUUAUUUUGAGCACAGACUCUUAAUUUGAGUGAGACAUUAUCAAUUGAAAGUGAACCAGAAAGGUUAUCGGACAUAAAAAAAAAGUUCUUGAAAAAAUAUAUAAAAAUAGAAAUAAAGCAUUCAAAAAUGAUCAACAGAUUCGUCAUUAUUUUCUCAAUAUGCCUAUACACCAUUUGCGCAGCACCGGCAUCUCGCACAAUUGACAAUACAAUUAGCAAUUAUGAUAAAAUUACACAUCAAUUAAUGCCACAAAAUAUGCGUGAAACACUUCCUGGUGUCUUGGACAUUACGAAAAAAUUGACAAAACUUUACUUGAGCGGCAAACAGAUUCGUCUUACAUCUGAUAUCUUUACACAAGCUGAACAAUUGGAGAUGAUUGACCUUAGCAAUGGAGAAAUUGCUGAAAUCGAGAGUCAGACAUUCCAUGGAACCAGUAAAUUGAAGCGAUUGAAUUUGUCUGGAAAUAGAAUAAAGACACUCCCAGCCAAUGUUUUCGGACCAGGCAAUGCCCUCAAAGAACUUGACUUGGCAGACAAUCAAAUCGACAAAAUCAGCCGUGCCUCAUUCAAUAAUAUGCAGCAUUUGAAGAAACUUGACCUGCGCAACAACAAAUUGACAAAUCUCAGCGGACCAAUCUUUGGUGAUUUAAUUAAUCUUCAGGAACUCGACUUGACUGGGAAUCCAAUCAGAUACUUGGACGAAGAGUUCUUUGCCUCAUUACCAGCUGGCCUUGCACUCAAUUUUGACGAUCAGUUCCUCGAUUUUAAAUCACUUAAAUUAGUGGAUCAAUGGUCUAUAUAAAUCAUAUAAGAACAAGAAUUGUUAAGUUGCCAAAAUUCUCAUCAAAAAAAGUUCCAUUGAUAUUUUUUGUCAUUAGAAUUUUCAUCAAACCUUUUUUUAUAUUGUUAAUUUAUGAAAUCAUGCAUUUAAAAUUGUAGACAUUUAAGACUCAAAAAUGAUUUGUGAAAAAUAAAAAAUUAUUUAUUAAGGGAUCUUUAAAAGU